ACCCUAAUUGCUGUCUAUACCUCACUCUCUCAGUCUCAUCUCAUCUCAUCACUGUCGCUCUCACUCACUCGUUUCGUUGUUCAUCUUCAUCUUCUGCACCGAUCGGCGAUCACUCUCAUCUCAUCACUGUCUCUCUCUCACUCUCUCGUUUUUCAUCUCAUCGCACCGAUCGACUCACGAUCUGAAUCUGUGUUCUGUGUGUUUGUUUUGGUCUGAAUCGCAUCGCACCGAUCGUCUCACUCUCUCAUCGCACCGAUCUACUCACGGGUUUUUAUACUGCACGGGAUGGACAAGUUAGCUUGCAGUUGCGAAAAAAUGGAGAUGAUCUAAUACGGAGCUUUUAUCAUAAUAUAUCUCCAGGGAUUGACAUUCAUCAGUCUCUGGAUGAUGUACUGGUAGCAAUUUGGUGUAUCAAGAAUCUCCCAAUUGUUAUUAGUAUCUCAGAGAUUGAUCAUCUAUUUUGGACACUGUAUCAUAUGUAAGCUGAAGUAAUGAAUUACCCGCAAGAGAAGUUUGUGAGGAUUUUCGAAAAUCUUCAUAUUCGAAGGGUUUAGGCUUUGAGAAUCGGGUGUUUGUUUGGUUCCUGAGAAAAUAACCAGGCAGACACCAUCCACGAAGCGUACCGUAGAGUUCGCGGUCACUCGCCGACGGCAUUCUCAGGCACUUCGCCUCGACAGCACCACCCUUCUCCGCCGCCCGGAACUGGACUGAACUUCCACUCCGUUUCGUAACCGUCAGUCGACAAAACUUGUGUCAUUGUUUACACUUCACAAUCGAACCAGGAGUUUGGUUUUUGGAACCAUGUUGAAGCAAGCAUAUCACAAGUUAUGUGCUCAUGGAGGUGAUAAAAUUAGGCUUUGUUUGUAUUCACAAACAAGAGGUAUUCACUGUGGCCAGCCUUCUUUGGGACCAAGAAGCUUUUUUGGGGUAGAGGAUUAUCUCGACGAUGACAAUAGCCGGCCAUACACAUAUCAGAAGUCGAAGAAGUCGAAGAAUACAGAUAAGCACGUAUCCUUCAAACAACGUACAAUAGCUUACAUGGAGCCAUUUACGCUUGACGUGUUCAUAUCUAAACGCUUUGUUUCGGCCUCGUUCACUCACAGGGUGACGAGCAAGCAAGUUGCGGUUGCUGGUACCAACUCCAAAGACAUCAAAGCCGCACUCAAGUCGCGAUCAGAUAUACCGGCGUGUUUGGCCGUAGGACGGAUUUUAGCAGAGAGAGCACGAGAAGCGGAUGUCUACACGGCUUCGUAUACUCCGAGGGAGAGGGAUAAGUUUGAAGGGAAGAUAAGAGCUGUUGUUCAAUCUCUCAUUGACAAUGGUAUUGAUGUUAAAGUUUAUCUUGAUUGAUUUUUUAUUUUUUUUUCCUUUCCAAAACUCAAGUUAGGAUCUUUGUGUUUCCUUUUGAAGUGUUUUUAGUAACCCUUUCAAAGGUGAAAGUCUUUUUGGUCCUGUUGUAGUCUUUUGUAGAUCCUUGAUCAAUGAAAUGAAGGAACACAUAUAUGCAUUCAUGAUCUUCUAUA
Camellia sinensis is the source of this 1523-nucleotide messenger RNA. NCBI's taxonomy places the organism in Eukaryota, Viridiplantae, Streptophyta, Magnoliopsida, Ericales, Theaceae. The record is from RefSeq and is a predicted model, not a curated record.